CCUGCAAUUGAACGAAUGAACUAACGAACGAGCGAGCCCCUACCGGAGCUACCGGGAGGCAGUAGAGUUACAGAGCGAGUCCCCGCCGCCCGCCUCGGAGGAGCCAAACGGAGGAAGGUCCACUGUGAGCCGCCGUGAGAACCAAACGAUGCGAGCGCUGCUCCCCGCCGCCAAGCAACACAUUGCCUAACGUUAUUAUCGACGAGUGGAGAAAAAGUGAACCGUUACCGUGAUUUACCGACAGAUACACAGAAGACAGAAGGAAGACGGACUGGCGGACGGACAGUAACAGUAACCACCGAGACCACGCUUGAGAAACACACAACCGCGGUGGCUACAUCGUGCUGCGUUUGCGUUGUGGAUUCAAACCGAGCGGAGCCUUGAUUUGAAUGCGUUAGCGGUGUCGUAGCCCCGGCUUGAAUCGAGAGCGACAGAGAGGGAGCUGCCCAGAGAGCGAGAGAAAGAGGGAGCAUAGAGGAGUCGAAGGCAUAGCACAGAAAAAAAGGAGGAAAUAACACCAAGGAUUUGCAACUAGCUUUGUUGCCACGCACAAGUUUCAUUGAAUCCCCAUUUUAUUGCCUGUAUCACCGUGGAUACCGGUAUCGGUAACGCUAUCAAGCUGUGCUCUCUAACCAUGGGAUGUACUCUGAGCGCAGAGGAGAGGGCGGCUCUGGAUCGGAGCAAAGCCAUCGAGAAAAACCUCAAGGAGGACGGUGUCACCGCGGCCAAAGAUGUCAAACUGCUGCUGCUCGGGGCUGGAGAAUCAGGGAAAAGCACCAUCGUCAAACAAAUGAAGAUCAUCCAUGAGGACGGUUUCUCUGGCGACGACGUAAAGCAGUACAAGCCUGUGGUUUACAGCAACACCAUCCAAUCUCUGGCUGCCAUCGUCCGUGCCAUGGAUACACUGGGCCUGGAGUACGGAGACAAAGAACGGAAGGCGGAUGCUAAGAUGGUGUGUGAUGUGGUCAGUCGUAUGGAGGACACAGAGCCUUACUCCGCCGAGCUGCUCUCCGCCAUGAUGCGUCUGUGGUCCGACUCAGGGAUCCAGGAGUGUUUCAGCCGCGCCCGCGAGUACCAGCUCAACGAUUCAGCGCAGUACUACCUAGACAGCCUAGAUCGGAUUGGUGCUGCAGACUACCAGCCCACAGAGCAGGACAUCCUGAGGACCCGAGUGAAGACCACGGGCAUCGUCGAGACACACUUUACCUUCAAAAACCUCCACUUCAGGCUGUUUGAUGUGGGAGGUCAGAGGUCGGAGAGGAAGAAGUGGAUCCACUGUUUUGAGGAUGUCACAGCUAUCAUUUUCUGUGUGGCGCUCAGCGGAUACGACCAGGUGCUGCAUGAGGACGAGACCACGAAUCGCAUGCACGAGUCUCUGAUGCUGUUCGACUCGAUCUGCAACAACAAGUUCUUCAUCGACACCUCCAUCAUCCUCUUCCUCAACAAGAAGGAUCUGUUUGCAGAGAAGAUUAAGAAGUCGGCACUCAGCAUCUGCUUCCCUGAAUACACAGGACCCAAUACUUAUGACGACGCAGCAGCUUACAUCCAAGCACAGUUUGAGAGCAAGAAUCGCUCUCCAAAUAAGGAAAUCUACUGUCACUUGACCUGCGCCACGGAUACAGGAAACAUCCAGGUGGUGUUUGACGCCGUGACCGACAUCAUCAUCGCCAACAACCUCCGAGGGUGCGGCUUGUACUGAGCACGGCCACGCACCCCCGCAAUGUCCUCCCCCUUUGUCCCCUCUUCUCUCUCACCCCUCCUUUCCUCUCCCCCCCACCUCGUUCCGGUUCCUUUGACACUGCUGUGGAAAUGAUGAUGGUGAUGAUGACGAUUCUGCUGAUUAUUUAAAGAAAAAAGGAAGAAAAAUGCAACUAGGUACAUAUUAUUAAUGAGGAUAAUUAAAAAAUAAAUAAUAAUAGGCAUACGUAUAUAAUAUAAUGUUUUUAGUUCUUUUCUUGCGCCAACUUUACCUGAUGUUCCUGGCCUGCUGCCAAGCAAACAGAUUUGUUUUAGUAGAAAAUACGAAACCCUGCCGCCUUGAAAACUUCUUGAACAAAGUCAAUGAAAGCGUCCGUUCCCCGUCCUCUCUUUUCCUUUCUCAGCUGUGUCUUAUGUUAAAAAAAACAAAACCUGUACUUUUUUUUUUUUUUUUUUUUUUUAAUUAUUCCUAUGAACAUGACUUCUGUUUUAUUUUUGUUGAUCGUGUGUAUAUUUAUUACAGGAGUAUCAGUCCGUACACUGAUUUUUAUUCACAUUUUGCCUCACCUUGACACCUUUUUAUUUGUGUAUUAUUUUGUUAAUGUUUUUUUUUUUGCUAUAUUAGUGAUUAUGUAAUAACAAUCGUUUGCGGAAAUAUGUGAAAAUGUCGAUAGCACUAGAAAACACCGGACAGGUCGGCGAAAACCUUAAAAAGAAAACCUCUCGAGACCUGCUGAAACUGACAAACACUGAUUUUAACAUUAGUCUUUUGUUUACAUUAGCCAAGACAUUUUAAGAUGUCUGUUGUCAAUUUCCUUCUUUUUUUUCCCGUUUUUUUUAAGCAAGUAUAAUUUUUACUUCCCCGCAAUCCGGUUUUCAGCGACAGGAAGUGAGGCUUCCCGUUUCCCCAACUUGGCCUUAACCAUUCGCCAACAGCCGGUCGUGGCCGAGCCUGAGCGCCAAUAGGAAAUGUGCUAAAUGUCCGAUCAGUGCCAUGAAAAAAGAGGUACUGUACUGUAGAUAGCUACGCUUUUAGAAGCAAGUCCACAACGUUGUAACUCUACCUUCCUCACUGUUAUAACCUCUAGACCUACUAACAUUCUCCAUGUAGGGAAACUCACUCCUGGGUUGAUAAUGGUUGAUUAAUUUAUUAAUUUAUUUAUUGAUUGAUCGCCUGUACUACACAUACUGUACCUCUUUCGCUCUCUUUCGCUCUCUCUCUUCAUUGACACACCACCACCAUGCGUUUACUUCUCUCACCUCCAUCCAUCUCUCUUUCUUUUUGCAUGGCGCCCUGCCGUCCUCAUUUCGGGGUCAAAGGGCCCCUUGCUUUCUUUCCAACCCUUCUCUCCCCUCCCUCUCUCUUCUCUUUCUUCCUCCUAAAGCCCUGACACAGAUAGCAUGAGAUACUCAAGCCUUUGUAUAAAGAGACCAGUUAAUUCAUAAAACUUUAAAAAAAAAAAAAAUUGAAAAAAUAAAAUCUUCACGUAGAUACUGUUGAGAUAAUAAUAAAUAAAUAAAAAGCAUUUUAUUAAAAAUAGCAAAAGAUGAAUAAAAACGAGGGAAAAAAAAAAAAAAAAAAAGAGCCGAGAAGACAGAUGGUCCUGAAUUGGACAGGGGCGGGAUCAAAUGAAAGAAAACAAAAUGUGAGAGUCAAAGUUUCAAAGGGUUGAAAGGUCAUGUGGGAUGCUUGGAAGAAGAAGUGUAGAUUUAGGGAUUCUUGUAGUAACACGUAGAAUACAAACGGUCAAAAAAGGACAAAAACUCUACACCUAUAAUAAUAAAAACCCAACAAACGUGGGUAUUACAACGUCAACAACAGUAACGAUCAUUAUGAUCAUGUAAUAUUCUUAAAAGAUAAUCUUUCUUGUGCUUUGUAGCUACGAAACAUUUUUUUCUCUCUAUAUCUCCCCCUUUUUUAAAAAUAAAGAUGUUUUGCAAAGGGUUCCGGUUUGACAAGCGAGCUCGUUUGGAACCAUGACGAUCUCCGACUGACCCCGUGUCGUUGUAAUGCUCUGAAACUGUGCGCCACCCCCCUCUCCUUUUACCGUUUUGCCUGUUUCCCUGCAUCAGAACCGUGUCCUCACUUUAGCCUGACUCGGAACGAUUAAAUAUAAUAUUAUAACAAUAUCUAUUUUUUAUUAUUUCAGAAGAAAAAAAAAAAAUGAACCACUUUUUUUGGGGGGAGAGCACGUUUCUCGCUGCGUCCGCUAGUUAGGGACGCCGCAUGUUCGCACAUCAACGCUGUACAAAGUCAUGCUCCUUUCUUCUUCUGUCUCUUUUCAGUUUGACACACCUUCCAGGUCUACAAUGAAAAGCACAGUUCUCACAUGACACACACACUAAAACACACA
Messenger RNA from Sander lucioperca (pikeperch), 4052 nucleotides. It is a transcript of the gene gnao1a, whose product is annotated as guanine nucleotide binding protein (G protein), alpha activating activity polypeptide O, a. The coding region runs from base 635 to 1699 and encodes 354 amino acids. Gene Ontology annotation, cellular component: heterotrimeric G-protein complex. The transcript has 8 exons. NCBI's taxonomy places the organism in Eukaryota, Metazoa, Chordata, Actinopteri, Perciformes, Percidae. Gene Ontology annotation, molecular function: GTP binding; mu-type opioid receptor binding; G protein-coupled serotonin receptor binding. The record is from RefSeq and is a predicted model, not a curated record. Gene Ontology annotation, biological process: G protein-coupled dopamine receptor signaling pathway; adenylate cyclase-modulating G protein-coupled receptor signaling pathway.